Molecule: messenger RNA, 1701 nt
Organism: Ilyonectria robusta
Lineage: Eukaryota; Fungi; Ascomycota; Sordariomycetes; Hypocreales; Nectriaceae
Product: pyridoxal phosphate-dependent transferase
Exons: 3
Coding region: 1-1701 (566 amino acids)
Biological process (GO): transsulfuration
Molecular function (GO): pyridoxal phosphate binding; cystathionine gamma-synthase activity
Source: RefSeq, a predicted model, not a curated record
AUGCAGCUUAUGAGCCCACCCCCGAUUGGUACUCCUGUCCCUCACGACCGUCAUGCUGUGUCGGUACAGCUUCCAACGUGGCAAGAUAUGGUCGACCUUGGCUCUCAACAUCCAAGAAUGAAAUUAAUCCAGAAGGGAGGCUAUCCCAGGUCAUUUAUCCACCCUUACAUACAGGAGCUUGCCGCAAGAUGUGACGGUUAUCAUGGCCGCCCUGGACAUGUUUACUUUUUCUACCCUACUUAUGAGUAUAUGGAGGAGACGAGAGCCUAUGUACUAUCUCAAGCACGACUUGAAGAGCAAGGCCACCAACCUUCCACAAGAAAAGUACCAAUGCAGGUCCUAGGAUUCUCUAGCAAAGCGAAUGGUGGAUCCUCCGAAGUCCUGGUAUUAUAUGCGCUUUUGAUUCCAUCUCUUCUGGUCCAACAUGCUAUGUCUGCUUGGAGGCUCACGGGAUUCGGUAUAUCGUCAAGACUUGCCGGCCAGUGUCUUCAGCAUGUCCCUAGCCUUCUUUCGGAGAACCCCAAGCUUUUCGAGCUCAACAUGUCCAGGGCGAUACCACCCCAACCAAAAAUAUCCAUCCAAGGCACAGACGCCAGACUGCGUGGCCAUCUUGCGAACUUACAGAACUUGGGCCGUAUCAUUAGAGAGGCGCCAGUCGUUACCGAGGACAUGAUAUUUCUUUACCCUACGGGUAUGACGGCUAUUUUCAAGGCCCAUCAGCUACUCUGCCGUCUUCGACGCGGUAAAACUGUGGUAUUUGGCUUUUUGUAUGAGCUAACACCGAAACUUCUGCGAAUGUAUGGUUCCAGCCUUGAAACUUUUGGUAAUGGCACUCAGGAGGAGUUGGACAAGUUUGAAGACAUGUUGAAGGUCCAGAAAUAUGAUGACCCAUUGAACCAUGUUCAAGCUGUUUGGUGCGAAUGCGCCUCGAACCCUCUUCUCAAAACUGUCAACCUGGAGAAGCUUCGGCAACUUGCUGACAAAUAUGGGUUCUUCAUUGUAGUGGAUGAUACAAUUGGCUCGGUUGCCAAUAUCGACGUGUUGGACGUCGCAGACAUAAUAGUCACAUCAUUGACUAAGAGCUUCAGUGGAUAUGCCAACGUCAUGGCCGGCAGUAUCACUUUCAGUCCAGCAUCGAAUCAUUAUGCUGAGUUGCACCAAGAGCUUCUUCAGUCCUACAAAAACACACUGUUCAUAGAAGAUGCGAUUCAACUGGAGCUGAAUAGUCGCGACUACCUUGCUCGGACUAGCAAGAUCAACCAAACAGCUUCAUACCUAGUCAGGUUUCUCCAAGGCUAUCUUGACAAACCAACACCUCUUUCGGCGGUGUACUAUCCUGAAACCUGCCACUCAUCUACCAACUAUCGACGACGUUUGCGCGCUAAAGUCGAUGGUCAGCCUCACAUACCAGGGUUUGGGGGGUUAUUCACUAUAGAGUUCGUGGAUAUUUCAACUGCUACGGCCUUUUUUGACGCUCUUAACGUUCACAAGGGCCCUUCAUUAGGUGCACAGUACACAUUAGCGCAGCCAUACGUCCAAACAGUGUUCCAGAAGGAAAAGGCUUGGGCUGCAACUUAUGGAUUAAAAGAGACUAUUGUGAGAAUAUCUGUUGGAUUGGAAAAUAAGGAAUCACUUAAGGGCAGUUUAAUUAUUGCUUUAGACGCGGCUGUAAAAGUCUUUCGACAGGGUAGAUAUAAUUAG